CCAGUGAUUUCAUUUGAACUCCAACAUCAUGCCAAAUGAUUUGAAGGUAGGAUGACUGAUGCAUCGGUCUGAAGGACCUGCAUCUGUCUAUGUGCCGUCUGCCCAGGUAACAUCAUAAGCUGUGAUACCCACAGAAAAGCACAUGUUGUGAAUUUGCAGUGACGCUUUGCAUGGAAGCAUUGUCAUCGCCAUAAGAAGCCACUCUUCUACUAACAAUUCAGGCACAAUGAUUCUGCAUGCUUGUAUUUCCGGCUUAACCUUCAACUUAACAGCAGUGCAUGGCCUUUUCCUUAAGCAUCUAUCUUUAUUCAUGGGCACAACCUGUAAUAAUCUGCAGGAACACCAGUAAAAUGUAGCCUAAAUGUGAAAUUACGGUAACUCAAUUGCUCCUUCCUAGGAUGAUGAACCUCCAACCAAAGGGAAAAAGAAGAAAAAGAAGAAGAAGGAAGAGGAGAUAGACAUUGAUGUGGAUGACCCAGAAGUCAGCCGCUUCCAGUACCCCUUCCAUGAGCUCAUGGUCUGGGCAGUGCUGAUGAAGCGGCAGAAGAUGGCUCUCUUCCUUUGGCAACGUGGAGAGGAGACCAUGGCCAAGGCACUGGUGGCCUGCAAACUCUACAAAGCCAUGGCCCACGAGUCUUCAGAGAGCGAGCUGGUGGAUGACAUCUCUCAAGACCUGGACAACAACUCAAAAGAUUUUGGCCAGCUUGCUGUUGAGCUGCUGGAUCAAUCAUAUAAGCAUGAUGAGCAAGUAGCCAUGAAACUUUUGACAUAUGAGCUGAAAAACUGGAGCAACUCUACUUGCCUGAAACUUGCAGUGGCAGCAAAGCACAGGGACUUCAUCGCGCACACCUGCAGCCAGAUGUUACUGACAGACAUGUGGAUGGGGAGGUUGCGCAUGAGGAAAAAUCCGGGCCUUAAGGUUAUCAUGGGGAUCCUCAUACCUCCUACCAUCCUGUUCCUGGAGUUCCGUACCUCUGAUGACUAUUCCUACCAAACGUCAAAGGAAAAUGAAGUCGGGAAAGAAAAAGAAGAAGAAAAUGUGGUCAGUGGCAGCCCAUCUCUAUAAGCCUCUCAACACCAC
Molecule: messenger RNA, 1081 nt
Organism: Podarcis muralis (Common wall lizard)
Lineage: Eukaryota; Metazoa; Chordata; Lepidosauria; Squamata; Lacertidae
Source: RefSeq, a predicted model, not a curated record